ACAUGCACACAUGCAUAAACAACAAGGGCCAGAUCCCAGCUCUCUCUCUCUCUCUCUGUCUCUUUCAAAAACAAAAAAAGAACAAAAGGCCAGUUAAUUAGCAUAUAUGGCAGGAGAAGAGCUUACACUGCUGGGUUUGUGGGCGAGCCCGUUCGUGAUCAGGGUGCGCAUCGCGUUCAACCUGAAAGGCCUCACGGCCUACGUUUACAGCGAGGAGAGCAUCUACCACAAGAGCGAGCUUCUCCUCAAGUCCAACCCUGUGCUCAAGAAGGUGCCGGUGCUCCUCCACGACGGCAAGACCAUCUGCGAGUCUCAGAUCAUCCUCCAGUACGUCGACGAGGCUUUCCCCACCGCCGCCGGCGCGCCCGUCCUUCCCUCCGACCCAUACGACCGCGCCAUUGCUCGCUUCUGGGCCUCCUACGUCGACGACAAGUUGUUCAGCGCGUGGCUACCGGUCUUCAUUGGCAAGACGGCCGAGGAGAGGGUGGAGGCGGCGACGCAGGUCCUCGCCACGCUGGACACGCUGGAGCAAGCGUUCGAAGAGUGCUCCAAGGGGAAGGCCUUCUUCGCAGGGGACACCGUGGGGCUCGUCGACGUCGUGCUUGGCAGCUUUCUCGGGUGGCUGUACGCCACCGAGGCCAUCUGCGGGGUGAAGGUCGUCGACGCCACCAGGACGCCGCUGCUGGCGGCGUGGGCGGAGCGGUUCUGCGCGCUGGAUGCAGCGAAGGGGCUGAUCCCGGAUGUGGAGAGGCUUGUGGAGUAUAACAAGGCCAGGCGGGUGUUCCUUGGCCUUCCGCUCCUACCUUAGCUUAUUAUUAGCUAGGAUGAAUCUAAUAUAUACUUCUGUAUAAUGGAUCGAAUAAUAGUUCGAACAGGCCGUUUUUUUUUUAAUACAAAUUCAAUAAAAUAAAGUACUGGUACGGUGUUACACA
Sorghum bicolor (sorghum) is the source of this 932-nucleotide messenger RNA. RefSeq names its product probable glutathione S-transferase GSTU6. Gene Ontology annotation, cellular component: cytoplasm. The coding region runs from base 107 to 808 and encodes 233 amino acids. Gene Ontology annotation, molecular function: glutathione transferase activity. NCBI's taxonomy places the organism in Eukaryota, Viridiplantae, Streptophyta, Magnoliopsida, Poales, Poaceae. Gene Ontology annotation, biological process: glutathione metabolic process. The record is from RefSeq and is a predicted model, not a curated record. The transcript is spliced from 2 exons.